CAUUUUUUUUUUCCUCACUAACUUCCUUCCUGUUCUAACUGCCAGUACUCAGAAGUCAGAGUGAGAGACAGAGGCACCCCAGAGAGCCGUGAGCCACUGAAUAUCAAAAUGACUGAAAAGGACCCAGAAACACACCUGGAAGAGGAUGUCGAUGAGCUGGACAGCAAGCUCAAUUACAAGCCUCCACCCCAGAAGUCUCUGAAAGAGCUACAGGAGAUGGACAAAGAUGACGAAAGUCUGAUCAAGUACAAGAAAACACUCCUGGGGGACGGCCCUGUGGUGGCAGACCCGACAGCCCCCAAUGUCACGGUUACCCGGCUUACCCUGGUGUGUGAGAGUGCCCCAGGACCAAUCACCAUGGACCUCACUGGAGAUCUUGAAGCCCUCAAAAAAGAAACUUUUGUGCUAAAGGAAGGUGUUGAAUACAGAGUCAAAAUUCACUUCAAAGUGAACAGGGAUAUUGUGUCGGGCCUGAAAUAUGUUCAGCAUACCUACCGGACUGGGGUGAAAGGUAAGGGACCCACACUUCACACUGUCCCAAACUCUGCUCCCCACUGAUACUUGAACUUCUGC
This is a messenger RNA of Leptonychotes weddellii (Weddell seal), 573 nucleotides long. The record is from RefSeq and is a predicted model, not a curated record. NCBI's taxonomy places the organism in Eukaryota, Metazoa, Chordata, Mammalia, Carnivora, Phocidae.